This is a messenger RNA of Ilex paraguariensis (yerba mate), 1544 nucleotides long. The record is from the annotation of a GenBank genome assembly. Lineage: Eukaryota; Viridiplantae; Streptophyta; Magnoliopsida; Aquifoliales; Aquifoliaceae.
CAAACAUACAAAACUGAGAAUUUUUCCACUUUCUACAGUACCAAUCAACCAUGUCUCUAUCUCUCUGCUUCAGUCUCUUCACUUCCCACCCCCAAACUUACCCAAGAACAAUUCCUCUCUUCAGACCCAUUAAACCCGAAUUUUCUACUCUUUCUAAGCUGUCAAAAUCAAACCCACCUUCCAUCAGAUGUGUUCAUGGAAAACCUGAACACCAAUCUGUCUAUCCAGCAAAACCCAGAUGGGAAAAUAUGCUUGCCACUGCAGCAAGUCUGUACCCUGUCUAUGUGACGGUUGGGGGGGUUGUUGCUUGCCUGAGACCAUCCACUUUUUCAUGGUUUGUGAAGAGAGGUCCUACUUCGUAUAGCUUGUCACUUGGGUUCAUUAUGUUGGCAAUGGGUCUCACAUUGGAGCUUAGAGAUUUUGUCAAUUUGUUCAUGCAAAAGCCUCUUGCAAUACUCUUUGGAUGCUUUGCUCAGUACACAAUCAUGCCAGCUUCUGGAAUGAUAAUUAGCAAAUUUUUGGGUCUCUCACCCUCUCUUUCGGUUGGUUUAAUAUUGCUUGGUUGUUGCCCUGGAGGUACCGCCUCCAAUGUGGUGACUUUAAUAGCUCGAGGGGAUGUACCAUUAUCUAUAGUAAUGACAAUAUGCACCACUCUUGGAGCAGUGCUUCUAACCCCACUUUUGACCAAGAUUCUAGCAGGAACAUAUGUUCCUGUGGAUGCUGUUAAACUUUCCAUCAGCACCUUGCAGGUGGUUGUUGCUCCCAUUCUGCUCGGUUCUUAUCUGCAGAGCACAUUUCCUGAGGCUGUGAAAGUUGGGACACCUUUUGCACCACUACUUGCUGUCUUGGCUUCAUCUCUGCUUGCAUGCAGUGUAUUCUCUGAAAAUGUUGUUCGUUUGAAAUCCUUAAUGGAUGGUGCGUCAUUGUCACCUGACCUGUCUCCAUUUGUUGGUGAUCAAGCAAUGCUCACGAGUGAACUGGGGGCUGUAAUACUUUCUGUGCUGUUAUUGCAUUGCGCUGGUUUCUUAGUGGGGUAUAUAUCAGCGGCUCUUGCUGGGUUUAGAGAACCACAACGACGAGCAAUAUCAAUUGAGGUUGGUAUGCAAAAUUCUUCUCUGGGUGUGGUUUUAGCUACCUCUCAUUUCACCUCAUCAAUGGUUGCAUUUCCCUCUGCAAUGUCGGCCUUGAUUAUGAAUAUCGUGGGUAGCAGCUUGGGUCUUUUCUGGAGAUAUAUUGAUUCUUCUGAUUCAAAGACAAGUUCUGAAGCUGAUGAAAAGCAAGGAUGAUAAGUUGAUGGAUGUUCGAACCAGUUUAUGCGGAUCUCAACUAUUCUCCUUCCCGGUUCGGUCUGUACGUCGGAAUUAAGUAUACAUGAGUGAUAAAUUUCUCAUUACUUGGUCUAAAUGGGUUGUCAAGAUUCGAAUUCAGGACGCUUGAAUUUAUAGUUCGUUUUUGUUAUUUAUUAUUGUGGUUUUUUUAGGUUACUUUCACUCAUCCUCUUGAUGUAGAACAGAUUGCAGGUGAAUAGUUAUCUUGAUCUUGAU